AUGAGCACUAUAGGUGAAUCGGACCUUAGGGACCUUGCUGAAGUCGUAUUUAAGGGUAGUGCAAAUGCUUUGAUCCGUUAUAAGAAAUCAGAUCGUGCAUUGGAUCGACUUUGUGUGCGAUUUGAGAGUUUGGCGACUAACAAUCAGUAUACCUUGGAAAACUUCGAAUAUGUGAGCUGUAGGAUUUCACCGCUUCUUGGUGAGUACAUGGCAUAUAUCAGUAAAGAGAUUCGUGAAGUGGACGUUUUGGGGCCGGUGCUGAGAAAUUUCAGUGUCAAUCUCGAUAGAUCCUACGCCAUAGUCUUUAAGAUGGAACACAUCACUUAUGGUACGGAUUCGGUUAUGAUCGCGGACCACUUUACGAAAUUUCAUUUGAGAGGACGUUCCGCAGUUAUUUGGGAAUUCAAACCCAAAUGGUAUACCCGCAGUGGUGAUAACUGUCGUAACUGCGUGUUGAAUAGAGUCAAAGGCCGGGACAUUCCCUACUGCUACACUAGGGUUCUGGAAAACCCAGCAAUUCUCCAAGAGUGCUUCGCACACUGUAAUUUGCCGCCACGCUUUUUUGUAGAUGUUGAAGAGUACUUGCAAUCAGAAGACAAUGUUCUCGCGCACUUGUUUGCAAAACAAUCCAAAUUGUCAGAGUCAGUACCGAACCUGGCCAACCUUCAUGGAGAGGGGAGUGUUUCUGAGGAAUUGGCGCUACUGAUGACCUUACGCGACGUGACAUGCUACAUCAGUUGGGACUGUGAACGUGGCGUACGACAGGCCAAAAUAGUAGAUGUGGACAUGAAACCUAGAUCGAAGUGGAAGCAAUGGAGCUCUCAGCAAAUUUCUUUGGAUCGCAGCUCAAUAAAGAUCUGUCAUUGA
Lachancea dasiensis is the source of this 867-nucleotide messenger RNA. NCBI's taxonomy places the organism in Eukaryota, Fungi, Ascomycota, Saccharomycetes, Saccharomycetales, Saccharomycetaceae. The record is from the annotation of a GenBank genome assembly.